CUUCCUGGAGAUCUACUGUCCUGUCGGUUUCCAGUUCAACCCUCUUCCUGGAGAUCUACUGUCCUGUCGGAAUCCAGUUCAACCCUCUUCUUGGAGAUCUACUGUCCUGUCGGAUUCCAGUUCAACCCUCUUCUUGGAGAUCUACUGUCCUGUCGGUUUCCAGUCCAACCCUCUUCCUGGAGAUCUACUGUCCUGUCGGUUUCCAGUUCAACCCUCUUCCUGGAGAUCUACUGUCCUGUCGGUUUCCAGUUCAACCCUCUUCCUGGAGAUCUACUGUCCUGUCGGUUUCCAGUUCCAUCCUCUUCCUGUAGAUCUACUGUCCUGUUGGUUUCCAGUUCAAACCUCUUCCUGGAGAUGCUGAAUUAGGGUUGGACUGAAAACCUACAGGGCAGUAGAUCUCCAGGAAUAGGGUUGGGCUGCCCUGGUCUACAGGUUUUCCCUCUUUCCUUGUACUUGAUUGAUGAAGUAAAGUCCUUAAUUAGUAAGGAACUGUCCUCAUCUGGUUGUCUAGGUCUUAAUUGAAAGGAAAAAACAACAACCUGCAGACAUUAGGCCUCCAUGAGUUUUACGCACCUGGUUUACAUUGUUUGACAGUGAAAUAGCUGAGAAGAAAUUCUAAUUUAGUUUGUGGACUUUGUUAUUUGUAAUGAGAUCAUCAUCUAAUUCCAAUUUUGAUUGGUCACUGUAACAGAUAUGGGACAAAGAAGAGGAGGGACUCUGAAGAUUCUGUUACUGUUGACACUCUGUCUGCAAGCCUUCACUGUUCAAUGCCAAGAUUCAGGGCAUCCCUCUGAUCUGAGGAUAGUUCUGGUGGGGAAGACUGGAUCAGGGAAGAGUUCAACAGGAAACACCAUCCUGAGGAGGGAGGGGUUUAAAGUAGACUUCUCCCCUGAGUCUGUCACUGAUCACUGUGAGAAACAGAGUGGAGUGGUGGAUGGGAGGAAGAUUGAUGUCAUCGACACCCCGGGGCUCUAUGACACAACAAUGUCUAAAGAAGAGAUGAAAAGUGAGAUAGAAAAGGCCAUCUACAUGUCAGUACCAGGACCCCACGCCUUCCUGCUGGUGAUCAGACUGGGGAGGUUCACAGAGGAGGAGAGGAACACUGUGAAGUGGAUCCAGGAGAACUUUGGAGAAGAAGCCUCAAUGUACACCAUCAUUCUGUUCACCGGAGGAGACCAGCUGGAAGACAAAUCAAUGGUGGACUUUCUAAGUGAGAGUGAGGAGCUUAUGAAACUCGUCAAGGUCUUUAAGGGCAGAAAUCAUGUCUUCAAUAAUAAAAAGAAGAAUGACAACACUCAGGUCCCAGAGCUGCUGAAGAAGAUAGAUGAGAUGGUGAUGAAGAAUGGAGGAAAACACUACACCAAUGAGAUGUACCAGGAGGUCCAGAGGAAGAUCGAAGAGGAGGGAAGAUUCUAUUCAGGGCAUCCCUCUGACCUGAGGAUAGUUUUAGUAGGGAAGACUGGAGCAGGGAAGAGUGCAACAGGAAACACCAUCCUGGGGAGAAAGGUGUUUAGAGAUGCCUUCUCCCCUGAGUCUGUCACUGUUCACUGUGAGAAACAGAGUGGAGUGGUGGAUGGGAGGAAGACUGAUGUCAUCGACACCCCGGGGCUCUAUGACACAACAAUGUCUAAUGAAGAGAUGAAAAGUGAGAUAGAGAAGGCCAUCUACAUGUCAGUCCCAGGACCCCACGCCUUCCUGCUGGUGAUCAGACUGGGGAGGUUCACAGAGGAGGAGAGGAACACUGUGAUGUGGAUCCAGAAGAACUUUGGAGAAGAAGCCUCAAUGUACACCAUCUUGCUGUUCACACAUGAAGAUCAACUGGAGGGAAAAUCAGUCAAAGAGUUUCUGGCCAAGAGCCCAGAGUUACGGAAACUCAUCAAUAUCUGUGGGGGCAGAUAUCACUCCCUAAUCAAUGACAAGAGAGAAGACAACACUCAGGUCCCAGAGCUGCUGAAGAAGAUAGAGGAGAUGGUGAAGGGGAACGGAGGACAACACUACACCAAUGAGGUGUACCAGAAGGUCCAGAGGAAGAUCGAAGAGGAGGAGAGGAAGAAAAAAGAGGAAGAAAUGGAGAAACAAGAGGAGGCGAUCAGGAAGCGGGAAGAGGAGGUGAGAAGAGAGGAGGUGAGGAGAAAUGAGGAAAUAAAGAGAGAGGAGGAGUUGAGGAAGAUAGAAGAGAUGGUGAAGGACAAUGGAGGGGAACACUACAUCACUGAGAUGUACCAGGAGGCCCAGAGGAAGAUCGAAGCAGAAGCGCUGGAGAGGAGGAGGCAGGAAGAGAACAAGAGAGAGAGAGAGAGAGGACUGUGGAGGAAAUUCUAAUCAAGAUGCAGGAGCAGGAAGAAAUAAGAAGAAGAGAAGAGAAAUUGAAUGAGUGCAAGUGGUCAGCGUUUGCCAGUACGGCUGCAUUGGGGUUGGGAGCCAUGUUCAGCUCUCCAUGGUCGUUAACAGCAGGGGCUACAUUAGCCGCUGUUAAAGGUUAUCAGUGCAUGGGCACCUAUUUCACCUCAGGUAGUUCCAACUCAGAAGACCAGAAGAAGUAAGAUUUCCACAUCCAUCAUCUCAGAUUGUUUUGAAAUUAAGAUGAAUUAUUGUGUUAUAUAAUAUAAAUAGAAUUUGAUCUCUGAGAAAUUAAUAAAUAAAUUAAAUUUA
Messenger RNA from Oncorhynchus nerka (sockeye salmon), 2652 nucleotides. Its product is annotated as GTPase IMAP family member 4-like. The coding region runs from base 694 to 2322 and encodes 542 amino acids. The transcript has 5 exons. Lineage: Eukaryota; Metazoa; Chordata; Actinopteri; Salmoniformes; Salmonidae. Gene Ontology annotation, molecular function: GTP binding. The record is from RefSeq and is a predicted model, not a curated record.